Mucor velutinosus is the source of this 597-nucleotide messenger RNA. RefSeq lists its product as uncharacterized. Lineage: Eukaryota; Fungi; Mucoromycota; Mucoromycetes; Mucorales; Mucoraceae. Bases 1 to 597 code for a protein of 198 amino acids. The transcript has 2 exons. The record is from RefSeq and is a predicted model, not a curated record.
AUGCCCAACACCUCAUUCUCCAACUGCUGUACCCACUUCUUGGAAGAUCCACUCGCAGCUGUCAAAGUCUUGGUUCCCUCUGUUGCCAUCGAAAUCGUCUUACACAAGAAAUUGUGGCAAAAGACAUCAUUAAGAGACUUGACAUUGUACUUGGCCAUUGUCAACACGUAUUGGUUUGCGACAACACUCAAUUUGAGCUUCCUCGAGACACCACUCUUUUUGCAAUCGCCCCAUCUUAGUGAUCAGCAGAAAUUAGAUUGUGGCAGACAGCGCUUCAACUGGCUCAACAAGAUCGAGAUUGUAGUGGGUGUUCUCGGCUUGGAUCUCUACUGUGAAUGGCGCAAGAGAAUCAUUGACAAUCAUGGCUUCGUCGAUGGCGUGCUUGCUAGAUCUAUUUGGAUUCCUGCUACUGUAACUGCCAUUCAAGCUGUCUACCUACUCCCCACAUUGAACAAAAAGGCAAAGCAAAUUGAUCGCACAGGCCAUGAAGACGAGCAGUUUCCCAAGGCGCAUCGUGCUUACAUUGGAUUCGAGACGGUCAAGGUUGUUGGAUUGGCUGUUGCAGGUCUUCGAUUUGGAAGAAUGCUCACCCUUUAA